CUUGAACUUCCGCCACUGGUAACAUGGCUGCGCCCGCAAGUACGGCGCAGGGCAUCUCUAAAGCCGAAUACUUGAAGCGCUAUCUGGAUCCAGGGAGUGGAGACGAUGGACCUGCCAAGAGGAAGAAAAAGAGGAAGAAGAAGUCGGAGGGGAAGGGGAUGCGGAUAGUUGAUGAUGACGCAGAAGACUGGAAGAAGAACCCAAUAAAAAAGGAAGAACCGGUGGAAGAGGAGGAUGACCAGCCGGUGGUGGCGCAGUUUGUAGAUGAACGUCCGGAGGAGAUCAAGCGCAUGGAAGAGUUCAAGAACACCAACAAGUGGAAAGUAAUAAAAGGUGAUGAGUCCCCUGAAGAAGAGCAAGAUUCAAGGGCAGAAGAAGAUGUCUCUGCCAUGGCUGAGAAGACUGAUCAUAAGUCUCCUGACUAUUCUCCAAAGAAAGGCAGGCAUGACUCCCCAGACCCUUCUCCACCUCAAAGGACCAGGCAUGACUCUCCAGACACUUCUCCACCUCAAAGGGCCAGGCAUGACUCUUCAGACCAUUCCCCUCCUCCAAAAAGGAUACCUCCCCCCCCAAAAAAGGGCAGACGAGAAUCUCCAGAUGCCUCACCACCCAGGAGGAGGGGAAGACAGGACUCUCCAGAUGCCUCACCUCCCAGGAGAAGGGGCAGACAGGUGUCUCCAGAUGCCUCACCUCCCAGGAGAAGGGGAAGACAGGGCUCUCGCGAUGCCUCUCCAGCUAGGAGGGGAAGACGGGACUCUCGAGAUGCCUCUCCACCCAGGAGGGGAAGACGGGAUUCUCCAGAUGCCUCACCACGCAGGACGGCCAGGCUGGAAUUACCAGACACCUCUCCACCCAGGAGGAGCAGACAGGAUUCUCCACCCAGGAGGGUCAGACGGAACUCUCCAGCUGUCUCUCCACCUAGGAGGGAAAGGGGAGACUCUCCAGCUGCCUCUCCACCCAGGAAGGGCAGGUGGGACUCUCCACCUGCCUCUCCACCCAGGAGGGGUAGACGCGACUCUCCACCUGCCUCUCAGUCUCCAUCCAGAAGGGGCAGAUGGGACUCUCCACCUGCUUUUCCACCCAGGAGGGGCAGACGGGACUCUCCACCUGCUUUUCCACCCAGGAGGGGCAGGCGGGAUUCUCCACCUGCCUCUCCCCCUAGGAGGGGCAGGCGGGAUUCUCCACCUGCCUCUCCCCCCAGGAGGGGCAGGUGGGAUUCUCCACCUGCCUCUCCCCCCAGGAGGGGUAGGUGGGAUUCUCCACCUGCCUCUCCCCCCAGGAGGGGCAGGUGGGAUUCUCCACCCAGGAGGGGCAGAAGGGACUCUCCACCUGCCUCUCCACCCAGGAGGGCCAGGCGGGACUCUCCUGCUGCAUCUCCACCCAGGGGGGGCAGGUGGGGCUCUCCAAACCCCUCUCCACCAAGGAGAGGCAGGCGGGGCUCUCCAAACCCCUCUCCACCCAGAAGGGUCCGGCGGGACUCUCCAGCUGCCUCUCCACCCAGAAGGGUCCGGCGGGACUCUCCAGCUGCCUCUCCACCCAGGAAGGGCAGGCGGGACUCUCCAGCUGCCUCUCCUCCCAGGAAGGGCAGGCGGGACUCUCCAGCUGCCUCUCCUCCCAGGAAGGGCAGGCGGGACUCUCCAGCUGCCUCUCCUCCCAGGAAGGGCAGGCGGGACUCUCCAGCUGCCUCUCCUCCCAGGAAGGGCAGGCGGGACUCUCCAGCUGCCUCUCCUCCCAGGAAGGGCAGGCGGGACUCUCCAGCUGCCUCUCCUCCCAGGAAGGGCAGGCGGGACUCUCCAGCUGCCUCUCCUCCCAGGAAGGGCAGGCGGGACUCUCCAGCUGCCUCUCCUCCCAGGAAGGGCAGGCGGGACUCUCCAGCUGCCUCUCCUCCCAGGAAGGGCAGGCGGGACUCUCCAGCUGCCUCUCCUCCCAGGAAGGGCAGGCGGGACUCUCCAGCUGCCUCUCCUCCCAGGAAGGGCAGGCGGGACUCUCCAGCUGCCUCUCCUCCCAGGAAGGGCAGGCGGGACUCUCCAGCUGCCUCUCCACCCAGGAAGGGCAGGCGGGACUCUCCAGCUGCCUCUCCACCCAGGAAGGGCAGGCGGGACUCUCCAGCUGCCUCUCCACCCAGGAAGGGCAGGCGGGACUCUCCAGCUGCCUCUCCACCCAGGAAGGGCAGGCGGGACUCUCCAGCUGCCUCUCCACCCAGGAAGGGCAGGCGGGACUCUCCAGCUGCCUCUCCACCCAGGAAGGGCAGGCGGGACUCUCCAGCUGCCUCUCCACCCAGGAAGGGCAGGCGGGACUCUCCAGCUGCCUCUCCACCCAGGAAGGGCAGGCGGGACUCUCCAGCUGCCUCUCCACCCAGGAAGGGCAGGCGGGACUCUCCAGCUGCCUCUCCACCCAGGAAGGGCAGGCGGGACUCUCCAGCUGCCUCUCCACCCAGGAAGGGCAGGCGGGACUCUCCAGCUGCCUCUCCACCCAGGAAGGGCAGGCGGGACUCUCCAGCUGCCUCUCCACCCAGGAAGGGCAGGCGGGACUCUCCAGCUGCCUCUCCACCCAGGAAGGGCAGGCGGGACUCUCCAGCUGCCUCUCCACCCAGGAAGGGCAGGCGGGACUCUCCAGACCAAUCCCUCCCUGGAAAAGUAAGAAGACUUACUCCUUCUCCACAAAGACAAAAGCAUCUCAAUCCUAACAAAAAAAGUAAAUCCUACUACACAGACUCCCCAGAUGUUUCUCAUAAAGAAAGGCGUGACACAGGUUUGGACAAAGGAUCGAAACGCGAUGUAAAGAAGUCCCUUCGAACCUCUCCACAUUCCUCGUUGCGGCAUGAUUCUGAUUCAGACCCUUCUCCUCCUCGGAAUAGAGCAUUGUCACCACCACGAGACACUCGGAAAAAAGCUGCACAACAGAAGGACUCGCGCGCAUCACCUCGAAGGAACGCGCAGACUAAAGGUUCAGACUCCGACCUAUCACCUCCUCGCCAAGCACAGAGAAGAGACUCUGAUUCAGACUUGUCACCACCACGACGCAGAGGUGAAAAAAGCGGAGGCUCCCAGAUGCUCUCAGGUGGCAAAGCUGGCCUCGUGUCUGCAAAGGUCCUAAGAGAAGAGAAAGAAGAACAGAGGAGAGCAGAGAAAAAUAACAAAAACCUGGAAGAUGACUCGAGGAAUACAGAGACCGUUUUUCGAGACAAAAGCGGCAAACGCAGAGACUUAAAUUCUGAACGGGAAGAGCAACUGAAGAAACAAGCCGCGCAAGAGAAGAAGGAUGAGAUGUAUGCCAAAUGGGGCAAAGGUUUGGCCCAACAUGAGCAGCAACGUCAGAAUGUGCAGGACGCUGCCCGAGAGAUAUCGAAGCCUCUUGCUCGAUACAUCGAUGAUGAGGACCUGGACCGCAUGUUGCGUGAACAGGAGAGAGAGGGAGAUCCUAUGGCGAAGUUCCUGAAAAAGAAGAUGGAUAAAGAAAGCUCCGGAAAGAAAGAACGCCCAAGAUACAAAGGUUCUAAUCCUCCAAUCAACAGAUUUAAUAUAUGGCCAGGGUAUCGCUGGGACGGUGUGGACAGGUCCAAUGGAUUUGAGAACCAGUAUUUUGCAAGAAUUUCUGAAAAGAAAGCUGUGGACGAGGCUGCUUACAAGUGGAGCGUAGAGGAUAUGUGAAUUCACUUGGUCAGGACCAUGUCGUACAGCAAUGCUCUGUAUGUGUGUCUACAUUCUCUGUAUUAUGUGAGAAGCUUACUGUAUAUCAUGGUAGCUACCUGUGUCGGUUCUCACUGGGUGUGAGCUGUGAUUACUGGUAACGUGAUGUCCUCCUCCUGGUCGGCCUGGCAUCCCCUGUAUUUCUUGUUGGUGAUUUUCUUUUUUACCAUUACCAGUUAUUUAUGCAGUUUCUGUUUUACCUCUCAGACAUGUCAUGGACUCCUGUAUCCUUGUGUUUACUGAUGGACUAUUACAGAGCCGUGGUUUAUCUACCCCAUGGGUAUGCAUCACUACAUGGGCUCCGCUCAAUUCUAACAGGAUGGAAUUCGGUUCAUUUAUUAAAGGGGGGGAAAUUCCGGAAUUUUUUGUAGAAGUAUUUUAGCCGAAUUCCCUUCCCAAAACAGUUCUUUUAACGGGGAAGGCAUAAUGAUUUCCAGUAUGCACGACAUUACGUUUUGUUUUUUGUAUUCCCGUUCAUGUACAGUUGUGUCCUUGUUUUAGAACUGAUGAUGGUUACUUGUAGUUACAUGGCGGCAUUACUGCAGUUAUUGCUUGACAUGCACAUUUCUAUUAUUCCGGUUUUAAUGAGAGAACAAACAGAAAAUAAAUUGUUUAUAUUUUAAAAAUA
This is a messenger RNA of Bufo gargarizans (Asiatic toad), 4317 nucleotides long. It is a transcript of the gene BUD13, whose product is annotated as BUD13 homolog. Gene Ontology annotation, cellular component: U2-type spliceosomal complex; RES complex. Lineage: Eukaryota; Metazoa; Chordata; Amphibia; Anura; Bufonidae. Gene Ontology annotation, molecular function: RNA binding. The coding region runs from base 24 to 3650 and encodes 1208 amino acids. Gene Ontology annotation, biological process: mRNA splicing, via spliceosome. The record is from RefSeq and is a predicted model, not a curated record. The transcript is spliced from 11 exons.